AUGGGGCAAUCUAUGGGUGUGGAUGAGAGAAUGGGGCAAUCUAUGGGUGUGGAUGAGAGAAUGGGGCAAUCUAUGGGUGUGGAUGAGAGAAUGGGGCAAUUUAUGGGUGGGGAUGAGAGAAUGGGGCAAUCUAUGGGUGUGGUUGAGAGUAUGGGGCAAUCUAUGGGUGUGGAUGACAGAAUGGGGCAAUCUAUAUGUGUUGAUGAGAGGAUAGGGCAAUCUAUGGGUGUGGAUGAGAGAAUGGGGCAAUCUAUGGGUGUUGAUGAGAGGAUGGGGCAAUCUAUGGGUGUGGAUGAGAAGAUGGGGCAAUCUAUGGGUGUGGAUGAGAGAAUGGGGCAAUCUAUGGGUGUGGAUGAGAGAAUGGGGCAAUCUAUGGGUGUUGAUGAGAGGAUGGGGCAAUCUAUGGGUGUAUUUGAGAGGAUGGGGCAAUCUAUGGGUGUGGAUAAGAGAAUGGGGCAAUCUAUGGGUGUGGAUGAGAGGAUGGGGCAAUCUAUGGGUGUGGAUGAGAGGAUGGGGCAAUCCAUGGGUGUGGAUGAGAGGAUGGGGCAAUCUAUGGGUGUGGAUGAGAGGAUGGGGCAAUCUAUGGGUGUGGAUGAGAGAAUGGGGCAAUCUAUGGGUGUGGAUGAGAGAAUGGGGCAAUCUAUGGGUGUGGAUGAGAGAAUGGGGCCAUCUAUGGGUGUUGAUGAGAGGAUGGGGCAAUCUAUGGGUGUGGAUGAGAGGAUGGGGCAAUCCAUGGGUGUGGAUGAGAGGAUGGGGCAAUCUAUGGGUGUGGAUGAGAGAAUGGGGCAAUCUAUGGGUGUGGAUGAGAGGAUGGGGCAAUCUAUGGGUGUGGAUGAGAGGAUGGGGCAAUCUAUGGGUGUGGAUGAGAGAAUGGGGCAAUCUAUGGGUGUGGAUGAGAAAAUGGGGAAAUCUAUGUGUGUUGAUGAGAGGAUGGGGCAAUCUAUGGGUGUGGAUGAGAGGAAGGGGCAAUCUAAGGGGUGUUGA
Parnassius apollo (apollo) is the source of this 984-nucleotide messenger RNA. NCBI's taxonomy places the organism in Eukaryota, Metazoa, Arthropoda, Insecta, Lepidoptera, Papilionidae. The record is from the annotation of a GenBank genome assembly.